Aspergillus oryzae RIB40 is the source of this 1584-nucleotide messenger RNA. RefSeq lists its product as uncharacterized. The record is from RefSeq and is a predicted model, not a curated record. The transcript is spliced from 3 exons. The coding region runs from base 1 to 1584 and encodes 527 amino acids. Gene Ontology annotation, molecular function: fluconazole transmembrane transporter activity. NCBI's taxonomy places the organism in Eukaryota, Fungi, Ascomycota, Eurotiomycetes, Eurotiales, Aspergillaceae. Gene Ontology annotation, biological process: xenobiotic detoxification by transmembrane export across the plasma membrane.
AUGGCGGCCAUAAUCUGCAGUACUUCUUUAGGAAGAAUCGUCCAUUGGCUUUCUGGUGGCCGGCUCUUGAGAUUUCCUGAAGAGGAGCCUGGAUUCUGUCUGUCACCAGCAUAUUCCACAGCGACGAGGUCAAAAGGUCCUUCCAAAUGGCUCGUUCCGGAAACUACCACUGACGGAAUGAUACUUGUGGAUUGGUAUUCUGAUGAUGACCCGGCAAAUCCGCAAAAUUGGCCUCGCUGGGCCAAGAUCAUGACCUAUAUUCAGAUAAAUUUUUACACUUUCGUCGUGUACAUGUCAUCCGCGGCGUUCACCCCAGCAGAAGUGGCAUUUCAGGCCGAAUAUGGUGUGUCCUCAUCGGUGGGCUCACUUGGCAUGGCCCUGGUUCUUCUGGGUUAUGGGAUAGGACCCUUACUCUUUGGCCCUUUAUCCGACAAACCGUCUAUAGGCCGCAAUCCACCCUAUGUAAUCUCGUUCGCAAUCUUCCUGAUAGUCAGUGUCCUCGCAGCCGUUGUCAAUAAUGUCCCUGGGUUUCUUUUUCUACGCUUUGCCCAAGGCUUCUUCGGGUCACCAUGUUUGGCAACGGGUCCGGCUUCCUUCGCGGACAUCACAAAUCUUGUCAACCUACCUAGCGGAUUAUGGAUCUGGGGGGUAUGUGCAGUGUCUGCCCCUACCGUGGCUCCAACGUUGGCAAGUUUAUGUGUCGCGUCAAAAGGGUGGCACUGGAGCAUGUGGCUGAUCGUCUGGUUUGCCGCGCCCUGCUUUUUGCUUCUGAUUUUUCUACCGGAAACGUUCGGCCCAACUAUUCUAUACCAACGCGCCAGGCGGCUACGGACUUUGACUGGCAAUGAAGCGUUCAGAUCCAGUUCCGAUGUGAACCACACGGGGCUAUCUCAAGAGACAUUGUAUGACUUUCUUGUGAUUCCAUGGAAGAUAAACGCCUUUGAUCCCGCCAUUCUGUUCACUACGCUUUACACCGCACUGGUUUAUGCCAUUUUCUAUUCCUUCUUCGAAGCAGUCCCUCUGGUAUACCAAGGUGUAUACGCGAUGAGCCUACUACAAACCGGCGCAAUAUUCCUAACCGCCAUAGUGGCCGUGUUAUUCACCACACCAUUCUACCUAGCGAUUACUCACUACACAAUCAGCCGUCCAGUCAAAGCCGGAAAAAUGCCCUCGCCCGAACAAAGACUCAUACCCGGACUCCUCGGCUCACUAGUCGUUCCAGCAGGAAUGUUUCUUUUCGCCUGGACUUCGAGCACAGCAUUCCAUUGGAUUGUACCCACUAUAGGCUUUUUACUUUUUAUGAUCGGCAUGCCCACUCUCCUCCAGUCUAUGUUCGCCUACAUGUCUGUCUCGUAUGGAAGAUACGCGGGCAGUCUUUUCGCUAUGAAUGACUUUGCACGGUCUGUUCUUGCCUUUGCGUCUAUUCUUUGGUCGACGCCGCUUUAUGUUAAUCUUGGGAUUGAUAAAGGUGCGAGUUUGAUUGGGGCGUUGACGGUGGUGUGUGUUUUUGGGAUUUUUGGUUUGUACUGGUUUGGGGCUACAUUGAGGAAGCGAAGUCGUUUUGCGGAGUAUGAGACGGAUUAA